Molecule: messenger RNA, 2936 nt
Organism: Arabidopsis lyrata subsp. lyrata
Lineage: Eukaryota; Viridiplantae; Streptophyta; Magnoliopsida; Brassicales; Brassicaceae
Exons: 9
Coding region: 853-2613 (586 amino acids)
Source: RefSeq, a predicted model, not a curated record
AUUCUCUCUCUCUCUCUCUCUCUCUCUCAAAUUUCAAAUUCCGUAUUUCUUGAUUCUCUGGUGAUAAACCUAAACCUCUGGUUUUGAUUUGCGGUUGUCGUUGUUUGCUACAUUAAUGGUGGUUUUGAUUUUUCUCUGAUCCGUUUUUCGCCGUGUGGUUUCAAUUUCUCCGGCUGUUUUUGUUCGCCGGCGCUCGGUAGAUUCGAUUCUAUACGAUUUGAGUUUUCUAUUUUUUUUUCCUUCCUUAGGUUUAAGAGUUUCCUUUUCUAUUAAGUUAACAAAAUUUUACCAACUACCAUUAAAUUUUAGAAACCUCAACGGCAAUAGCUUCAUCAACUCUUUCUCUCAAAGCGAAGCUCUUGUGUAAUUUCUGUGGAACAUUCGGAUGUAUUUGUUGUCGAGUAUGAUAAUGACGAAUAAUCUGGAGUUAUGUCUUUCGAUUUGUUUCAGUGAUUUUGAGCGAUUUUGAGGUCAAUUCGACGUUUAAUUGGAAAUUAGAGUGCAAUAUUGGGAUUUAGAUGGGGAUUGGUGAUGAAUCUAAAUGUGUUUUCCCCUUAACGAGUCUCCAGAUCGGAGACUUGCAAUCGUAUCUUUCUGAUCUCAGUAUUUUCCUGGGAAAUAAAAGUAAAAAGAUUUACAUAUUGGUGGACAACCGGCCAUGGUUGAAUCCUGGAACCAAAUCUGCUCAUUUCUGGCAAUUAAUGGUUACAAAGACUCUCUCCUUUCGCAAACACGAAAGUUCGAGGGGAGAAGAAAAAUCAGAAGCAGGAGGGGGAGAAGAAAAAGUCGAAGCCGAAGGAGGAGAAAAAGCCUAAAGAGGCUUGUUCUCAGCCCCAGCCGGACGAUAAAAAAAUGAAGAAGCUUAAGAAAUGGUUCUCAGUGAUAGAUGCGACAACAUUUUCGAAGAAGAAAUUACCUGCAAAGAAACUGCAAAGCUCUUUGUAUCUAAACAAGCAACUGCACAAGACCUUGUAUGGUUUCAUCGUGUUUGAAAUUGAAUGGGCUAAUGUGAGGGGUAUCAACUACUUAAAUGAGCUACAGACAGACACAUCUCUUGCUAUAGAAGCUAAGUUGAUGCGAAGGUGGGAGUUUGAGAGUAUCGAUCAAGCUGUAAAAAGCAUGUCUCAGUGGUUCUCGGGAUCAAAAGCUGAAAAGUCUUUCUUGAGGGAAUAUCUCGACUCGACUAUAGGAGAGGUUUUUCAUGACGCUGAAAUGGAAUUCUCAAAAACUUCUCCCUUUGAUGAUGAUGACAACCUCAGCAGCGACAAUCGUUCUGUUGAAAAUGACUCUCCUUGCUGCGCCAGAAGUGUCUUCAACGUUAAUCAUGCUGCUGUAGAUUAUGAUGAAAACGAGCCUCACACACCGCCUCUGACUGGACCAUACAAGAGAAGAAGAGUAACUAAGGCAAUCAGCACCGGAGUUGAAGUUGACUAUAUGGAGGAAACACCCAAAAGGAAAGAUAACUCGGUAGACCACUGGGAAAGCCAUGUACCUGAUUGUGAGAAUAUCACUGAAGCAACGCAGUAUAAGGAUGUACUAGUUCUUGUUAAGUGUGGUGACCGUGAUCUUCCUUUUAAAUUGCGAGAGGUUAUAAUGGCUGACAUACGCUUGCUUACUUUACUUGAAGCUGGUCUCCCGUCCUGGGUCUUGUUUCUGCAGUCUUAUCCCGGUUUCUGUCAUCUUUAUCGACCCUGGAUGUGCCUUCUCGCCAGAGCAUUAUAUGUGAUGAUAUCUGUCAUCACUGUUGUGAUUGGUUUUUAUGACCUGUACAAAAAUGUCCCCGUUCUGAAGGCUACUGCAGCUCGGUUAUGUGGGCCACUCUUUGAUUGGGUUGAAACAUGGGACAUGGUAUCACGGAUAAAGUACUUGGGAACGAUGUUGUUUCUUCACAACUUCCAGAAAGCUGUCAAGUGGGCUCUGACUAUGGCACGUGCUAUGCAGUCAUUUGUUUCUUUUUGCAUAAUGCCUCUGGUAAAUCCUCUCUUAGAAGUUCUUGGUUUGCUCCUACCAUUAUGGAAUUCGUUGGCGGAAACAGUGGCGAGCUUGGUUUCCGUGGUUUGGAUUGUGAUUGAAUCUGGUUGCAAUCUCGUUGGUGAUGUGGUAGAGUUGGUGCUUUUGCCCAUUUGGUUUAUCGUCUCACUAGUUUGGAACCUCACAAAUACUGUUUUACUGCCUCUUUUCUGGAUCAUAUGGGAAGUGGUAUAUGCACCGAUCAGAGUGGUUGCUGCAUUGGCCAACUGUUUAGCUGUUUCCUUUUCAUACAUAUUCGAUGUUAUUGGAGAUUUAUGGAGGUAUAUGAGCAGUAUACUUCAGCUUGCAUCAGAUUCUCAAGCAGCUGUGAAGACUUAUGAAGUCUCCAUGUGGCGUACUCUUUGGAACGACCUCUUUUCUCAUGUAUUUCGUGCUGUCAGGAGUAUAUUGAACGGUUUUGUGGCCUUCUUUGCUGCCUGUAACAGACAUCGGCUUAGUACAUAUAAUCACAUACAAGAGUUAAUCCAGAGAGUACAUGGACGAACCACGAGAUCAGAAUCUAUAGACUCAAGACAUGGCAUGUCUGCUAAGAACAAUCAACGUACAGGAGACGAAACGAGACGGAAAUUGCACCUUGCAUAGAAGUCAACACGAAAAUCUUAAUUCUUUUGAUUUGUUUUCUUACCAGAGUAUAUGAUAGGUUAGGGUAUAGAUAGAUAGGUGCCAAGAAAGAUUGUCCCAAAUCAGCCAAAUGAUGUUGUAUAUAUAGGAAAGAAAGCAAUCACACACGCACUCUUCUUGCAAAUCUCAUAGUGUGUCUUCCUCAGAAUUGGUAAGUUUUGGAUAUAACAACAAAAUAAAAAAAAUGAGAGAGAGAGCAUUUUUAUGAUUUUGUAAAGAAUGUAAUUAUAACUAAUGUUAUGGAAACGACUUUAGAUAACAUUGUUGAGUUGUUGAUGACGAAA